This is a messenger RNA of Necator americanus (New World hookworm), 339 nucleotides long. RefSeq lists its product as uncharacterized. Bases 1 to 339 code for a protein of 112 amino acids. The record is from RefSeq and is a predicted model, not a curated record. NCBI's taxonomy places the organism in Eukaryota, Metazoa, Nematoda, Chromadorea, Rhabditida, Ancylostomatidae. Gene Ontology annotation, cellular component: nucleus; NELF complex. The transcript has a single exon. Gene Ontology annotation, biological process: negative regulation of transcription elongation by RNA polymerase II.
AUGAAAAUGGGAUCAAGAUGGGAUACGCUGCCGCCAGCAUUACAGCUCCUAGAUCUACACAAAAUUAAACGCCACGAUUUAUACGAGCAGGCUGUGAUGGAUAUUUCUGACGAUGUGGUCGCUCGAAUUCGUGCGCUUGGCGAAAAUGGUUCAUCUGAAUCAAUCAAGAAACUUGAAGAACAGUUGGAAAACUUUUUCGACAUGUUCCCACCUCCGCAGUUUCGUCCGAUUGUGUUGGAAAAUGUUAAACAACUACCGAAAAUACCGGAAAACUGUCUUGAUACAAUUAUGGAUGACAAGGGUUUCCAUAAUGCUUGUCAGAUAACGGUGCAGCAGUAG